CAGGCGUGAAGGCAGGUAGCCAAUCCGUACCGAAUUUCCAUCAGAGUAAGCAAGCUACUGGCAAAUAUAGGUCAUAAACUGUCUGCGGUCUUCCACCCUCAAAUACUGGGUUAUAAGGCAUGCAAUGCUUGCUUCGUCUCACGUCAUGUCUCAGGUGUUAAAGUGAAAAGUAACAACGUUGGACCCAAACCAGGUUACACUUUUACAUGGAUUUUUCUUCCCAACUUUUUCUUUGGAUUUGAUCAAUUAGUUGAGGACAGUUUCUAUUUUCUCCAUGCACCCGCAGCAGAGCAGUGGUGACAGUAUGGCCGAGACGGGCGGCAUCUUGCCUGACUUGUCGCUGUUCGGGAACGAUGGUCUUCUAAACGAACUGGAGAAGUCGUCGACUUGCAGCGAUUCGGAUUUUGUGCUUCCAGCCAGUCCCUUCAUGGAGAAUGGUUGGCAAGAAGACGAGGAUGGGAACGGAACAGAUGCACUGACGGAUAUCUUAUUCAAGAAGGAGCCAUGCAGUCCUUCCUCGACAUCCAGCGACAGCAAAAGCCGACGCGAGAGUGCUUCCAUGAUGGAGGACUUCUUCUUCGACCCGAAGUCCUCGACGUUCGGUGACAUCGACAACGGCCACAGCGUGAUCGACAACGGAAUGAUCAACGCUGGCCUGCAUCAGUUCCCCCACAUCAAGGAAGAGAUGGAUUGCGAUUACCAAGGGAGCGUACCCCGUGUCCAGUCCGACUGCGGUCCAAUGCGAGUACCUUCCAUUCCUAUUCCUUGCAGCAAUGGCGGUAAUGCCAACGCAGCAAGGUUGUCCAUGAACUUCCAGUACAGCAUGGACAUCGUCAAUAAUAACAAUAACAGCCAUUGUGGUAUGCGCAGGAUGUCGGCGUGUAGUCCGGAAUCAUUGACAGUGGGCGGGGUGACGAUAAAACAAGAACCUGUGGACAAUCUUCCAUCUCCGUGCAAUAUGCAGUGCAACCCCAACCCCUCCAGUAUGCCCAUGGGGGUUCCGCCGACACCCCCUGACAUGUGUGCGUUGGCCAUGGAGACCAAACCCAUGAUGCAUUCCCCGACGUUUCACCACCACCACCACCACCAGCAGCAGAACCAGGGACCCGUGUCCAAUUCCUUCACCUUCAACAUCAACUUGCCACCGAUGGACCACCACCACCAUCACCACCAAAACAACCAACACUUUCCACCGCAGCACCACCAGCACCAUCAACCGCACCACCAGUCCUACAGCGGGUUCCCUCCGACCCCACCCAACUCCCAUCCCGGUUCCCCUGCGGACAUUCCCUUGGGUCUUGAUGGAUCCGCCCUCUGUCUCAGACCUCCGCCUCCACCAUAUCCUCUAGCGGUUGCCAGCAAAUGUAGCCAGGUGUCCCCUGUGACCAGUACCGCCACCCCCACCACUCAAACAGUCAAGUAUAACAGGAAGAACAAUCCUGAUCUGGAGAGAAGACGAAUACAUCACUGCAACUAUCCAGGUGAGUUGACAAAGUUUAAAUAGAUCUGUAUAAUUUGCAUAAAGAUCAUGAUCACUGUAGUAGUGUAGAUUUACAGCAAAUUUCUUUUCAAGGAAUUCUUCACCUAGUAGUCCCUUGCCGAGCAGCGUCAAUUAAGGGG
Lytechinus variegatus (green sea urchin) is the source of this 1620-nucleotide messenger RNA. RefSeq names its product atrophin-1-like. Bases 275 to 1504 code for a protein of 409 amino acids. The transcript has 2 exons. Lineage: Eukaryota; Metazoa; Echinodermata; Echinoidea; Temnopleuroida; Toxopneustidae. The record is from RefSeq and is a predicted model, not a curated record.